AUGGACUCUGCAUACUGGGACAUCUUCCCCGAUGCCGAGGACGCGGACACGAGCGAGGAGGACGGGGCGGACGUCGAGAGCUCGUGCUCGCCGGACCUCGAGAUCCCCUGCGCCAGGUGCAAACACAGCAGCCGGCUGUGCAAACGGUGCAGAGAACGACGACGCCAACACCGACUUGAGCAGGAUUCCACGGCUCCGCGGCGCUUACUGAGGAAGUCGUCUCUUGAACUCGCCUGUUUUCCGGAACCUGCCACCGCCUCAGGGCCAGCAGACCACGGCCCUGCGGCCCCUGAAGUCGCCAUCCCAGAAGUCGUGCUCCAACACCCGCCCUCGGACAAUGAAUCCCCUGAUGCGGCGCAGAAGAACACUCUCUCCGUCCCUGGGCCCGUGUAUGCGUCAAUGUACACCAACUCGCCGUCGUGGAUGUCAACGUACACGUCCUCCACCUGCGCCACGACGUAUACCACGACCCACGAGCGCUCGCGGCGGGACGGGGAGGCGGAUGUAGACCGCGACUGGCUGGACGUCAGGAGGCGCAGACCGCCGUACCCUCGACGGCCGCGGACUUCGAGACGGGACGGCGGGGGCAGGUCUGUCGGAGGCGGGCGGGAGCGGCGGUCGACGGGGUGGGGCUUCGGUACGGGGACGGGGUUCGGGUGGGGGAUCGAGUUGAGGGGGUGGGACGCGGGGGAGGUGGAGAGCGGGAGUUAUUGCGUCCUCGAGGGGGCGCGGUGGGCGGAGCAGAGGGUCGUUGCGGCGCCGAGGCAGCAGCAGUACCGGAACCAGAAGAACGUUGGAAGGGCGAGACGGAGGUGGCGCGGGGACUUUGGGCACUUCCCAGGUGUGUCGAGGGCGAGGCCGCUGCCGCUCGUGGAGCCGCCGACGCCGAGGUAUAUGUUCGAUGUCUUUGCAAUGUCUACCGCGGGGACUGGGGAGGGGGUUUUGAGAGUGCCGUAUGUGUCGGAGAUGGGACACGCGAGGGUUGUGUAUACGAUGGCGUAUGGUAGGGGCACUGGGUCCGCAAGGGGCCUCUGGGGGUUGUUCGCCCCAAAGGACCAAGGCAAGGGUGAUUUUUGGGGGGUUCUAUGGCGUGAGGGGAUUUGGAAGGGAAUCUUGGGGUGUUUAAACGAUGUACUUAGCCUUGGGAGGGGAGGUGCCGGGUUGGACGAUGUAGAUUAG
Molecule: messenger RNA, 1179 nt
Organism: Colletotrichum spaethianum
Lineage: Eukaryota; Fungi; Ascomycota; Sordariomycetes; Glomerellales; Glomerellaceae
Exons: 1
Coding region: 1-1179 (392 amino acids)
Source: RefSeq, a predicted model, not a curated record